This is a messenger RNA of Panicum virgatum (switchgrass), 1399 nucleotides long. RefSeq names its product GDSL esterase/lipase At3g09930-like. Gene Ontology annotation, molecular function: hydrolase activity, acting on ester bonds. Bases 67 to 1158 code for a protein of 363 amino acids. The record is from RefSeq and is a predicted model, not a curated record. The transcript is spliced from 4 exons. NCBI's taxonomy places the organism in Eukaryota, Viridiplantae, Streptophyta, Magnoliopsida, Poales, Poaceae.
CGCCGUCGCCCUCCCUCUCUGCCACAUCUCUGCCCACGCCGUCGUCGCCACUAGCUUAGUCGUACGAUGGCCAUCAUCAGGCUCCCUGCUGCCAUCCAGCUCCUUUCAUCUACGAUCUGCCUCAUCGUCAUCCUAAAUGCUGCCUCGCACGUUGAGUCUGCUCGGACCUCGGGCAGCUUCCACUGGUACAAUGGGCUGUUCGUGUUUGGCGACUCCUUCGCCGACACCGGGAACUUCCCCAAGGCAAAUUUGAGCCAAGUUACCCGUCAGUGGUACAAACCCUACGGCAGCUCCCAUGGGCUUCUCCAGGAUCCAACCGGGCGCUUCUCCAACGGCUUUGUUCAAUCGGAUUUCAUCGCAAAGAUUCUGGGGCGCACCGUGGCCCCCGAGACCUACAGGGAUACGAAAGAGAACAACGGGGACAAGUUCGGCGUGAACUUCGCCGUGGGCGGUGCCGGCGUGUUCGAGGUGCCGCGCAAGGCGCCGACCCUAGCCCAGCAGAUCGACUCCUUCAAAAAGAUGCUCGACGGUGGGGACAUCGGGAAAUGGCAGCUCAAGGAGUCCGUCGCGCUGGUGGCCAUCUCCGGCAACGACUACGCGCGCGUCGCCAACAUGAGCGGCGAGAGCGAGAUCCUCGACUUCAUCGGGAACGUGACAGGUGAGAUCGCCAGGGGCGUGGAGCGGCUGCGGAAGCUAGGUGUGACUAGGGUCCUCGUCAACACCCUGCACCCGAUGGCCUGCACGCCAUGGCAAACCAGGCCGUCCAACUACACCGAAUGCAUGGGCCGCGGCAACCUGGCCGCAUUGUUCCACAACAGCGACCUCGCGGAGAAGCUGAAUGCUUUGAGCAGCGAAAAUGUCUACCUUCUCAACCUCCACCGGGCUUUCACCAACAUCGUCGAUCCAUCUGAUCCCCAGGAUAUCCCGCAGGUGGCAAAGCAGUUCAUCAAGAACAAACUGAAGCCAUGUUGCUACAGCUUCGACCCAAAUGGCUACUGCGGGCAGGUGGACGAGGACGGAGGCGCCCUGUACAGCGUCUGCUCCCACCCUGAGAAGUACUUCUUCUGGGACGACGUGCACCCCACUCAGGCUGGAUGGGAGGCCGUCAUGGGGCAGCUGGAAAAGGACAUCAAGGAUUUCCUCCACAUUACCUACUAGUUAUGCUAGCAGGCAUGGGUUGGCCUCUUCCGGUGCUCUUUGAGUCGUCUGUUCUAGGUUAAGGUUUGGCACUAUAGCUGGCUCGUGCCAUGCAUAUUAUCAAUUAGUUGUCAUGUGUUAGCAAGGUAGUUUCUUCCGUCAAUGGCGAGUCGUCAUCUGUUGGAUUAUCCAUGGAUCGAUCAGGUUGCAAUGAAUUAAUAGACAUCUUGUUCAUCGAAUCAUUGGUUAUUAUUGAGUUCUC